CGACGGUGGUGGUGGGAUUUGUGGGAGCGAGCGAUCUCCUUCUCCCUCACCCCUCUCUCUCUCUCUCUCUCUCUCUCUCUCUAUAUCCUCGCGAAACUCUCGAUCUCCGAUUCCACCAUUUUUGUGGGAGAGCGAGCUCCCGCUGCUCCUCCUCCAUUAAUGGACAUGGUCUCCAUCUCCUCCGCCCCCCGCUCCGUCGAGGACAUCUUCAAGGACUACUCCUCCCGCCGCUCCGCCCUCGUCCGCGCCCUCACCGCCGAUGUCGAGGAGUUCUACGGGUUGUGCGAUCCAGAUAAGGAGAAUUUGUGCUUGUAUGGGCACCCGAGUGGGGCGUGGGAGGUGACGCUACCGGCGGAGGAGGUGCCCCCGGAGCUGCCCGAGCCGGCGCUCGGGAUCAACUUCGCGAGGGACGGGAUGAACCGCAAGGACUGGCUCUCGCUCGUCGCCGUGCACAGCGACUCGUGGCUCCUCUCCGUCGCCUUCUUCUUUGGGGCGCGGUUGAACGGGAAUGAGAGGAAACGGUUAUUCAGCAUGAUCAACGACCUUUCUACUGUCUUUGAAGUGUUGGCUGAUAGAAAGCAGGGGAAAGAUAGAUCCGGCGUAGAUAGCGGGAGCAAAUCCAGACACUCUACUAAGAGAUCGAGUGACGGACACACGAAGAACAGUUCAAGAGCAGUCAACGAAGGGUACGGCGAGGACGACGAAGAGCACAACGAAACCCUCUGCGGAAGCUGUGGUGGAAACUACAACUCGAACGAGUUCUGGAUCGGGUGCGAUAUAUGCGAGAGGUGGUACCACGGGAAGUGUGUGAAGAUAACCCCCGCGAAAGCCGAGACCAUACAGCAAUACAAAUGCCCUAGCUGCAGUUCCAAGAAAGGGAGGCAGUAACUACGCUCACACUACCGAGUAUCUACUGCUUUCUUUUUUUUCUUUAGUUUUAGGAAGUAAAUAUUUAUCAGGUAACGGAAAUGGCGCCAUGUUUUGCGGUAAUGGAUCUCUCGCGUGUGAUCAUCGAUAUGGUUGUUUCGACAUGUGGACCUCAUUCUAUUGAUAGUUUACAUCUUUAUAUGUAGAUUGUCUUUCUUUCUCUGCAAUUUCAUGCCUUGGUUUUGCCGGAUUU
This is a messenger RNA of Ananas comosus (pineapple), 1120 nucleotides long. RefSeq names its product PHD finger protein ALFIN-LIKE 3-like. Gene Ontology annotation, cellular component: nucleus. The record is from RefSeq and is a predicted model, not a curated record. Gene Ontology annotation, molecular function: transcription coregulator activity; histone binding; transcription cis-regulatory region binding. Lineage: Eukaryota; Viridiplantae; Streptophyta; Magnoliopsida; Poales; Bromeliaceae. The coding region runs from base 160 to 888 and encodes 242 amino acids. Gene Ontology annotation, biological process: regulation of DNA-templated transcription. The transcript is spliced from 5 exons.